Molecule: messenger RNA, 3809 nt
Organism: Sorghum bicolor (sorghum)
Lineage: Eukaryota; Viridiplantae; Streptophyta; Magnoliopsida; Poales; Poaceae
Product: auxin response factor 6
Exons: 14
Coding region: 761-3496 (911 amino acids)
Biological process (GO): regulation of DNA-templated transcription; response to hormone
Cellular component (GO): nucleus
Molecular function (GO): DNA binding; protein binding
Source: RefSeq, a predicted model, not a curated record
GAAAAGGAGGAGCACCACUCGUGGGGUUAAAACUUAAAACCCCGAGGAGUCGAGUCGAGCGCAUACGAGCCGAGCGAGCAGCAGCACGAGGAAGACGAAGAGGCAAAGCGACCAGGAAGAAAGAAGCAAGGCCACCUCUUCCCUGCUGCACAGAGUGGGUGCAAGGUUGCAAGCAAGCGCGAGAAGGAAGCUGUGUCCAUCAGUAGCGGCGGCGGUGAGGGGUGCUCCGCGGUCCUAGUCAUCCCCUCCGGCGGCGGUCGGAUCUGCGUUGCGGCGGCGGAAGCGUCCCCUGGAGCUCGGAGCUGUCCUUCUGAAGCUCGCCGCGUCGAGAUCUGAGUUCAGUCGUCGCGCGGGAGAAGGUUUCGCUGUGCCGGCGUGCCUCCUGGUGCUCCCGGAGCUGCGAAGGCGGCGCCUUUGGGCAUUGCCGUCCGGCUGUCCCUUCCCCGCAAGCUCUAAACCUUCCGAAGAAUUGGAACUGGGGUUCUCGGACGGACCGCCUCGCGCCGUGAUGUAAAUUUGCGCCCUCGGAUCGAAAAGGUUGCGCCUUUGCGCCGGCCGCCCGGAGGUUUGGCGCUGUUCGGCGGAGGAGCGAGUGGCGGUGCUGGGCUGCUCAAUCCGGACCCCUCCCGCGCACAUGCUUGGAAAGGCGCGUGAUUUGGUGUAGAGAGAAGGGCCCCUGCAUAGUUGCUUCGGUUCUCUCCCCCCCUCCCCCCCUCCAUUUCGUGCGCUCCUGGAUCGGUCGGCUAGCGGCGGGAAAAGAAUGAAGCUCUCGCCGUCGGCCAGCGGUGGCCUCCAGGACCAGCCGGGGUCGCCGGAAGAAGCUGAAGAGCACAAGUGCCUAAAUUCUGAGUUGUGGCAUGCAUGUGCCGGCCCUCUCGUUUCAUUGCCUGCGGUCGGUAGUCGAGUGGUGUAUUUUCCUCAAGGCCACGGUGAGCAGGUAGCAGCGUCGACAAAUAAGGAAAUGGAGGCUCAGAUCCCCAACUAUCCUAGCCUGCCUCCGCAGCUUAUAUGCCAACUGCAUAAUGUGACCAUGCAUGCUGAUGCUGAGACAGAUGAGGUGUAUGCACAGAUGACCCUGCAGCCACUCAGCCCACAAGAGCUCAAGGACCCAUUUUUGCCUGCUGAGUUAGGCACUGCCAGCAAGCAGCCAACGAAUUAUUUUUGUAAAACGCUAACUGCAAGUGAUACGAGCACACAUGGUGGAUUCUCUGUUCCACGCCGAGCAGCAGAGAAGGUGUUUCCUCCACUGGAUUUCAAUCAGCAGCCUCCUGCUCAGGAGUUGAUUGCAACAGAUCUUCAUGGCAAUGAGUGGAAAUUUCGCCAUAUUUUUCGGGGUCAGCCAAAGCGGCAUCUUCUGACAACAGGUUGGAGUGUCUUUGUUAGUGCAAAGAGACUGGUUGCUGGCGACUCUGUCCUUUUUAUCUGGAAUGACAACAACCAGCUGCUUCUGGGAAUUCGUCGGGCAAACAGACCACAAACUGUCAUGCCAUCAUCAGUACUUUCUAGUGAUAGCAUGCAUAUUGGUCUGCUUGCUGCAGCAGCUCAUGCUGCAUCAACAAAUAGCCGGUUUACUAUUUUCUAUAAUCCAAGAGCAAGCCCUUGUGAAUUUGUCAUACCCAUGGCUAAGUACGUCAAAGCUGUGUACCAUACCCGUAUAUCUGUGGGCAUGCGUUUCCGGAUGCUUUUUGAGACAGAGGAAUCCAGUGUAAGGCGUUACAUGGGGACAAUUACAGGAAUAAGUGAUCUUGAUCCUGUUCGCUGGCCAAACUCGCACUGGCGCUCAGUAAAGGUUGGAUGGGACGAGUCAACUGCUGGAGAGAAGCAGCCAAGGGUAUCUCUUUGGGAGAUUGAACCAUUGACAACUUUUCCAAUGUACCCAUCUCCUUUUGCUCUUGGAUUAAAGCGUCCGUGGCCUACAGGCCUGCCAUCUUUAUAUGGUGGAAGGGAUGAUGGCUUGACCUCUUCUCUUAUGUGGCUUCGAGACAGGGCAAAUCCGGGUUUCCAGUCACUGAAUUUCAGUGGGCUUGGUACAAGUCCCUGGAUGCAGCCUAGGCUGGAUAAUUCCCUUCUUGGUCUGCAAUCUGACAUGUACCAGACAAUAGCAGCAGCAGCAGCAUUACAGAGCACUACAAAGCAAGUUUCACCUUCAGUAAUGCAGUUCCAGCAGCCUCAGAAUAUUGUUGAUAGAUCUGCUCUUCUAUCCAGUCAGAUUCUGCAGCAAGUACAACCUCAGUUUCAGCAAAUUUACCCCCAAAAUCUCAAUGAAAACAAAAUUCAAGGUCAGACGGAGUACCUCCAACAACAGCUUCAACGCUGCCAAUCAUUUAAUGAGCAGAAGCCUCCGCUGCAUUCGCAGCAACAGGAGCAGGAAUCACAGCAGCAGCAAUGUGUGCAAACACCACAGGAUCAACAAAUGCAACAACAGAAGCAUCUGCACAACUUUCACUCCUUGCCAGAUGCAUUAUCGGCUUUUUCUCAGCUUUCCUCAGCCACUCACUCCCCAUCUUCCACACUGCAGACAGUUCCGGCAUUCUCGCAUCAACAAAACUUUCCAGAUACAAACAUUAGCUCUCUCUCACCAUCCAGUGGCUCUUCCAUGCAUGGCAUGUUGGGGCAAUUACCUUCUGAAGCAGCUUCGAGCCUCCCAUGUGUGGCAAUAAACACUCCUGUAUCAGUAUCUGACCCAUGGUCAUCUAAGAGAGUUGCAGUGGAGUCUGUUAACCCUUCUCGACCUCAUGUUGUUUCACCACAGAUAGAACAAUUGGAUAUGGCAUCAUGUAACAUGCCACAAAGCUCUGCAUUAGCACCGUUACCUGGGAGAGAAUGCUUAGUGGAUCAAGAUGGGAACUCUGAUCCUCAAAAUCACCUCUUAUUUGGUGUUAACAUAGACUCACAGUCACUUUUGAUGCAAGGUGGCAUUCCAAGCCUUCAGAAUGAUAACAGUUCAGGCACGAUUCCAUACUCAACCUCCAAUUUCCUGAGCUCUUCACAGAAUGAUUUCCCCUUGAAUCAAUCACUACAUAGUGCGGGCUGCUUAGAUGAGUCAGGUUAUGCUCCAUGUGCAGAGAAUUCUGAACAAGCAAAUCAACAGUUUGCAACCUUUGUCAAGGUUUACAAAUCUGGAAACGUGGGAAGGUUGCUGGAUAUCACUAGAUUCAGCAGCUAUGAUGAACUUCGUAGUGAGGUGGGGCGUCUAUUUGGCCUUGAGGGCCAGUUGGAAGACCCUUUGAGAUCAGGCUGGCAGCUUGUAUUUGUUGACAGAGAGGACGAUGUCCUUCUAGUUGGCGAUGACCCGUGGCAGGAAUUUGUGAACAGCGUGUCCUGUAUAAAGAUACUUUCACCGGAGGAGGUUCAGCAGAUGGGCAAGCCGGGCAUUCAGCUCUUGAGCUCGGCUCCUUCAAGAAGGCUGAGCAAUGGCUGCGACAGCUAUGCGAGCAUGCAGGAAUCAAGAAGCCUGAGCACUGGGAUGGCGCCAGUGGGUUCGGUCGAGUUCUGAAGACAGGGAUGCCCCAUAGCCCUUGGCUUUAGGAUUCUCCUUCUGUAUGUUUCUGCAGCACUAGCUAGUUUUGCGACUUGGAACAAAGCACAUAGAUCAAACGAGCUCUAUGCUAUUCCACGUCUGAUGAUGUCCUAUGGUAUAGACUCUUAGCAGUAACUACUACAUGUUGUAUACAUGCAGCACUUAGUUCUAUCGAGUACCAAUACCGCUAAUUUAGUGCAUCCAAUCAACUAUGCCCUUCUUAUUGCAAUACAGUAAAACUGUUUUUUUUUGGUCAUAACCUGUAUAUAUAUUCAAACUGUUUUGGUUC